UUGUCUUUGCACCUACGUACACACAACCAAAUAUAUGAACAUGGGUCGAUUAUUCAUAUGCUUUAUCGUCCUAAUAAGUUUAUUUUACAUUAGCUUAGUCUUGGGAGAUAUUGGCACAGCUACUUCUUAUAAUUCCCCUUAUACACCUACCAAAUGUGGCGGGAACAGGUCAGAUCAGUUCCCUUCGGGGAAUCUAUUUGUGGCAGUGAGCGAAGGGCUGUGGGAUAACGGGGCGGCGUGCGGGCGGCGUUACAGGCUGAGAUGUUUGAGUGGAAACAAUAGGCCAUGCAAAGAAGGAACAAUUGACGUGAGAGUUGUUGACUAUUGCACCAAAAGGCCAUGUCCUUCAACUAUUGCUUUGUCAACUGAUGCUUUUGCUCAAAUAUCAAUUUCUCAUAAUGCUAAGAUCAACAUCGAAUAUGUCCAGAUUUGACAAGAAAUUGAAGAAGUGAAGCUUAGGAAUAUGAAACACGCCAUGAUUAGAAGGAAAUUCAUCGCAAUGUCUCAACUUUGAUGUAAUUUAUAAUUUAAAUACAUUUUUGAGCAA
Solanum tuberosum (potato) is the source of this 547-nucleotide messenger RNA. RefSeq names its product EG45-like domain containing protein. The record is from RefSeq and is a predicted model, not a curated record. The coding region runs from base 35 to 433 and encodes 132 amino acids. NCBI's taxonomy places the organism in Eukaryota, Viridiplantae, Streptophyta, Magnoliopsida, Solanales, Solanaceae. The transcript is spliced from 3 exons.